This is a messenger RNA of Trametes versicolor FP-101664 SS1, 1056 nucleotides long. RefSeq names its product Aldo/keto reductase. The transcript has 8 exons. The record is from RefSeq and is a predicted model, not a curated record. Gene Ontology annotation, cellular component: cytoplasm. Lineage: Eukaryota; Fungi; Basidiomycota; Agaricomycetes; Polyporales; Polyporaceae. The coding region runs from base 1 to 1023 and encodes 340 amino acids.
AUGUCUCCCGCUACACUCCCCACACGCAACAUUGGCGGUGUCGACGUUACCGCUAUAGGCUACGGAGCCAUGGGCAUUGCCGCUAUAUACGGUGACAAGCUUACUGAGGAAGAGCGCUUCAAGGUUCUCGACACUCUGUACGAGCUAGGGUGCACGAACUGGGACACCGCCGACAUUUACGCCGAUAGCGAAGACCUCAUUGGCGCAUGGUUCAAGCGCACCGGCAAGAGGAACGAGAUAUUCCUCGCUUCCAAGUUCGGUCUCGCCCCGGAGCCUGGCAAAGUUAUCAGCGGAGACCCCGCAUACGUCCGCAAGGCCAUCGAGAAGUCCCUGAAGCGACUCGGCGUUGAUACUAUCGACCUCUACUACCUCCACAGGGCCGACCCGACUGUUCCGAUCGAGCUCACCGUACGCGCCAUGGCGGAGCUCGUAAAGGAGGGCAAAGUCAAGCACCUUGGUCUCUCGGAGAUCUCUGCCGAGACCCUCCGUCGUGCGCACGCAGUCCACCCCAUUGCUGCGAUCCAGGUCGAGUACUCUCCCUUCACGCUCGACAUCGAGGACGAGAAGAUCGGCCUCUUGAAGACCGCCCGCGAGCUGGGCGUCGCCGUCGUGGCCUAUUCGCCUCUCGGACGCGGCCUGAUUACCGGGCGAUACCGGAGCCCCGACGAUUUGGCUACUGACGACUGGCGCCGCGCAGUCCCUCGGUACUCCAAGGAGAACUUUCCGAACAUUGUGAAGCUCGCCGACGGACUCGCCACCAUCGGGAAGAAGUACAACGCCACUGCGGGCCAGGUCGCGCUCGCGUGGCUCCUGGCGCAGGGCGACGACAUCAUUCCCAUCCCCGGGACCACCAAGAUCUCUAACUUGAAAGAGAACUUGGGUGCUCUGUCCAUCAAGCUCAGCCCCGAGGACGUCGAGGAGGUCCGCAAGGCCGCUGCUGCGGCAGAUGCGGAGCAGGGCGCUCGGUACCCGCCCGGGAUCCAGGAGCUCCUGUUUGCGGAUACCCCCGCGCUCAAGGAGUGAGGCGUUUUUGUCAUGAAUUACCUGUAUACUACC